GCGGGGAGAGCCGCCCCCGCCGCCGCCGCCGCCGCCCGCGCCGCUCCCCUGCCCGGCUCGCCGGCCCCGGGCGCGGGGAGCGGCGGAGCCCUCAGCCCGCCGGGUGCAUGGACAGGAGCUCCCUGCUGCAGCUGAUCCAGGAGCAGCUCGACCCCGAAAACACCGGCUUCAUCGGCGUGGAGACCUUCGCCAGCCUGGUGCACAGCCAUGAGCUGCCCCUGGACCCCGCCAAGCUCGACAUGCUGGUGGCCCUGGCACAGGGCAACGACGAGGGGCAGGUCUGCUACCAGGAGCUGGUAGAUCUGAUCAGCAGCAAACGCUCCAGCAGCUUCAAACGCGCCAUCGCCAACGGGCAGCGGGCGCUGCCCCGCGAUGUCCUGCUGGACGAGACCGGCCUGGGCAUCUACAAACGCUUCGUCCGCUACGUGGCCUACGAGAUCCUGCCCUGCGAGAUGGACAGACGCUGGUACUUCUACCAGCACCGCACCUGCCCGCCCCCCGUCUUCAUGGCAGCCGUCACCCUCACCCAGAUCAUCGUGUUCCUGUGCUACGGGGCCCGGCUGAACAAGUGGGUGCUGCAGACCUACCACCCCGAGUACAUGAAGAGCCCCCUGGUCUAUCACCCCGGGCACCGGGCGCGCGCCUGGCGCUUCCUCACCUACAUGUUCAUGCACGUGGGGCUGGAGCAGCUGGGGUUCAACGCCCUCCUGCAGCUGAUGAUCGGGGUGCCCCUGGAGAUGGUGCACGGCAUCCUGCGCAUCAGCUUCCUCUACCUGGCCGGGGUCCUGGCAGGCUCCCUCACCGUCUCCAUCACGGACAUGAGGGCCCCCCUGGUCGGGGGCUCCGGGGGGGUCUACGCCCUCUGCUCUGCUCACCUCGCCAACGUCGUCAUGAACUGGGCCGGGAUGCGCUGUCCCUACAAGCUGCUGCGGAUGGUGCUGGCGCUGGUGUGCAUGAGCUCCGAGGUGGGUCGCGCCGUGUGGCUCCGCUUCUCCCCGCCGCUGCCGGCCUCGGGACCCCAGCCCAGCUUCAUGGCGCACCUGGCGGGGGCCAUCGUGGGCAUCAGCAUGGGGCUGACCAUCCUGCGCAGCUACGAGGAGAGCCUGCAGGACCAGUGCGGCUGGUGGGUGCUGCUGCUCUCCUACGGCACCUUCCUGCUCUUCGCCGUCUUCUGGAACAUCUUCGCCUACGACCUGCUGGGGGCACAGAUCCCCCCCCCUCCCUAGCCCGACCCUGCGGUUCGUUCGGUUCCCGAGCCCGGCGGAGGGGCUGGGGGGGUCCCCGCGCGUGACAUGGGGACAGGCCACCCCCGCCCGCCUGUCCCCUCGGUGCUACGAGCGCGCCGCCCCCGCCCCGGUUCCCCCCGCCGCCCCCGUCCCCAAAGGACGCUCCGGCCCUGCCCCGGUACCGCCCCCCGGGAAGGAACCGGGCCGGGACAGCCCCCGGGACCCCCGGAUCCCCUUCCCGGGACCUGCACUUUCACACGGAGGACUGGUGCCAAAAGAGGAGCGAUUUAUUUUUCUAUGCCAAAAUAAAUAUAAAUAAAAGAAAGAGGAAUAAUAAUAAAAAAGAUAAAAAAAAAGAAGGAUGUGGGGAGAGCCCGGCAGGAAUCGGCUGAGACCGGCACAACUCAUUUUUUGGCAGUGCCCUCGGGGCACAGCCCCCCCUCCCCGCGCCCCGACCCCGCUUUGCUGCCUCGGGAUGGGGGCGCGGGGGGUCCCCGCUCUGACCCCCCCCAGACCUUUUUGAAGUAUAAAUAAAUAUUUUGCACACUG
Molecule: messenger RNA, 1775 nt
Organism: Taeniopygia guttata (zebra finch)
Lineage: Eukaryota; Metazoa; Chordata; Aves; Passeriformes; Estrildidae
Gene: RHBDL1
Product: rhomboid like 1
Cellular component (GO): membrane
Molecular function (GO): serine-type endopeptidase activity
Source: RefSeq, a predicted model, not a curated record